AUGCAUUAUUUGUUUGUUUUAUGUAGAUAUGAUUUGGUUUUUGUACCAUUUACUGGGAUUGAUAAUCAUUUUUGGAAUGUCACGUUUGGUGGUGCAUUACUUGGUUCUGAGACUGCAGAUUCUUAUCGAUGGCUUUUAAGGUGCUUUGUUAAUGCUUUUGGAAAUGAUCCUAAAGUUGUUGUUACUGAUCACGAUGCUGCAAUGAAGAGAGCUAUUAAAGAUGUUCUUUCAAGAAGUAGACAUAGGUUAUGUAUGUGGCAUAUAUGGGAGAAAUUGAAGACAAAGGUUGGUCCUGUUUUGUCAUCCAACAUUGAGUUUAAUACAAGAAUGACUCGUGUUGUUUGGAAUGAUACUAUUAUUCCAGAAGAUUUUGAAACUGAGUGGCAUUCAAUAAUGUCUACUUUUGGAUUGGAAAAUCAUGAAUGGUUAAAAGAUAUGUACGAUCUUCGAUUUGAUUGGAUACCCUCUUAUUACCAUGUAGAGAAUUUGGCUGGUCUUAUGCGUAUUACGUCUAGAUGUGAAAGCGAGAAUUACUUCUUUGGUCAGUUUUGUAAUCCAAGAUGUAAACUUGUUGAAUUUUUCACUCAUUUUGAGAGUGCAAUGGAUUUUCAAAGGCAUGAGCAUAGGAGGAAUGAUCAUGAUACAAGGUAUAUUCAGUCUAAGAUCUGGAGUGACUUUGUAUUGGAGAAACAAGCAUCAGAAAUAUAUACCAAAACAAUUUUUAAAGAUAUUCAGAUUAAAAUUGAUGCUGCCAUUACAAAGUGUAUAUCAAAGACUCAUGAUACUGUGGGUGAUGUUCAAUAUUAUGAAAUAAAGGAUUUCAAACAGCCAUGCACAUCUUUAUUCAAGGUUCAAUACAACAAACAAGAAGAUGGUUUAAGUAUAAGCUGUACUUGCAAACGAAGAUAUGUUCUUAGAAGAUGGAUGAGAGAUGUUGUUUCGAAUGGCUCAAUUCAUUGUAAUAUUCGGUUUGAUGAAACUGGUAGGAGUAGUGACAUUAAUAAAGUUUUUAGAGAAAUCGUUGUAGCAAAUGAAUAUGUGGUUAAUAGGUUGGUUGGGGAUUUAGAUGAGCUGUGUCGUUAUAGAGAUCAUAUUAAAGGUUAUAUUGAUAAAGCUGAUGAGGUCAUGGUCGCUGCGCCGCCUCCUAGUUGCAAAGAUAGGUUUGCUGAUAUGGGAGGGAACUUAGAAAAGUCUGAUUCUAUGAUUCGUGUCCCGAUCAAAAUAAGGACAAACGAUGCGGUGUACAAAAAAGGAUUAAGUCUAAUCGUGAGAUUGCAAUUCAGAAAUCAUCAAAGAUCCAGAAAUUGUGUCGUGUAUGUGGUGGAAAAGGACAUAACAGUCGUACAUGUAAAGAGAAGGUUUCUUCUAAUGCUAUAG
This is a messenger RNA of Helianthus annuus (common sunflower), 1377 nucleotides long. RefSeq names its product protein FAR1-RELATED SEQUENCE 5-like. Lineage: Eukaryota; Viridiplantae; Streptophyta; Magnoliopsida; Asterales; Asteraceae. The record is from RefSeq and is a predicted model, not a curated record. The transcript has 4 exons. Gene Ontology annotation, biological process: regulation of DNA-templated transcription. Bases 1 to 1377 code for a protein of 458 amino acids.